UGUGUGUGUGUGUGCGUGCGUGUGUGUGAUAUAUAUAUAUAUAUAGCGAUAGCGACUGGAUAGCUCAGUUGGUAAGGCAUCGGUUUGGCAUAUGGGAGACGGCGGUUCGAAUCCCGCUUGGGGCAAAAAAUGAGCACAUAACACCAUCCAGUGUGGGUCCUUGUCCUUCACGCUAAUGCCUACCUCAAAAUAAUAAUAAUAAUAAUAAUAAUAAUAAUAAUAAUAAUAAUACAUCACAUUUAUAAGCGCCUUUCACAACACUCAAGGACACUGUACAGCCAAGACCAAUAGUAAAAACAGAUAAAAUAAUAAAUAAAUAAAGAAAGAUUUAAUACAUACAAUGAUCAGAGACAAUAAAAUGAAUGACAUGCCGGCUCAGACGUCGCCCGGCCAAACAAGGUCUGCGUCAGGUGUUGUGGAACCAGAGCACCUUGAUGAAAAAUGGGCUAUAGGAACAAACCGGAGAUGGGCGAGAUGCGAUAACAUGGCUCUGUUGGAAUGCUACUACUCAAGCAACCCUAGUCAGAGGGGUUACAUGCAGAGAAUGUGGGCUAAAUGGUUACUUCGAAACCCACAGUCACGGUUGACCACGAAACAACUAGUAACUCAGUGUUCCAACAUCCACAAACGGCAACUGCUGUCACAACUUGAAAUUGAUACGGUACAACGCAGGUUCCAUGGUGAAGGGCCCCAGGCUGCCAGACCAGAGGGAGGAGGUCAUACCAGAGAUUGGGAGGCAAGCCCCAAUGAAUGCAGAUGAUGAGAUUGGGAAUCCAGCCCCAAUGAAUGAAAUGCUGAGCGAGGCAGCAACUGACCUGAAAGCCAAGAUCAUGGCGAGAAUCAAAGCUGGGCAACCUAGAAACCGAUUACAACGGCUAUGUGAAGUACCACCUGAAAGUCUCAUGGAAAGUGUGAAUGCAGCACUGAGGGCAAUCCCUACCGUAACGAUCACGGAAACCAAUGAGCUGAUAUACGCUUCAGCGUCAGUGAUCCUUGAGAUGCUUGGCUAUAAGAGCAACCAUGGAAGCCAUGAGAUACGUGACCCACCAUGGAAAAGAUGGUUGGAGGCUAAGAUCAAGGCGGCUCGGAAAGAUGUGAGUCAAUUGACCGAGGCCCAGAGAGGUGUGAUGAAAAGGCCGAUACCCGAGAGGUACAUCCAGAUCACCAUACCUAAGAGAGGAAAGGUAGUCCACACUAAAGGGGUCUCACUCCCUGAAGGAACAAUAGCAGACAUUGAGAACAGCUACAAGUACCUCGGUAUCCCACAAGCUAAUGGCAACCUCGAACUGGCAACGAGGAAAGCGGCUAUGGCCAAAUACCUCCUACAAGUGAGGCAAGUCCUAAGAAGCCAGCUCAAUGGCAAGAAUAAGACCCGGGCAAUAAACAGCUAUGCCCUGCCAGUGAUCAUAUACCCUGCAGGAAUAAUAAGGCGGCCAAACGAAGAGAUUCAGACCACGGACGUUAAGACCCGAAAGCGCCGAACCAUGCAUGGACGGAUCCAUCCCAAAUCCAGCACCCUGAGACUGUACGCAAUCCGAAAGGAAGGAGGCCGGGGACUAGCGAGUGUGAGGGCCACUGUCCAGGAUGAAACAUCCAAGCUCCAUGAAUACAUCAAGGAGAAGGCUCCAACGGAUGACGUACUCAUAGAAGGGCUCAGAUAAUGGGGAACAGAAGAUGAGGCGCUGGAAGAGAGAUCAUCAAGGGAGGACAAGCCCCUACACGGAAUGUACCACCGGACCAUAACUGAAGUGGCCGAUCUCAAGAAGUCCUAUCAGUGGCUAGAGAAGGCUGGCCUGAAGGACAGCACAGAGGCACUCAUCCUGGCUGCUCAGGAGCAGGCCCCGAGCACCAGAGCCAUUGAGGCCCAGAUAUACCACACCAGACAAGACCCAAGGUGUAGGUUGUGCAAAGAGGCACCUUAGACGAUCCAACACAUAACUGCAGGGUGUAAGAUGCUGGCAGGGAAAGCCUACAUAGAACGCCAUAACCAGGUGGCUGGCAUAAUCUACCAAAACAUCUGAGUAUGGACUGGAAACCCCAAGGUCAAAAAGGGAAACACCUCCGAAGGUGGUGGAGAAUGACAGAGCGAAGAUCCUGUGGGACUUCCAGAUCCAGACUGACAAGAUGGUAAUGGCGAACCAACCAGAUCAUGAUCAUAGAUAAAGGGCAGAGGAAAGCCGUUGUAGUGGAUGUAGCAGUCCCAAAUGAUGGAAACAUCAGAAAGAAGGAACACGAGAAACUCGAGAAGUACCAAGGGCUCAGAGAGGAGCUGGAGAGAGCCUGGAAGGUAAAGGUGACAGUCGUGCCUGUGGUGGUCGGCGCACUCUGGGCAGUGACCCCCAAACUAGAUGAGUGGUUGCAACAGAUCCCGGGAACAACAUCGGACAUCUCAGUCCAGAAAUGUGCAGUGCUGGGAACAGCAAGGAUACUGCGCAGAACCCUCAAGCUUCCUGGCCUCUGGUAGAGGACCCGAGCUGAAUGAGGGACGGACACCACCCGAGGGGGGGGGGGGGGGGGACGAGGAAUUUAAAAAAAAAAUCCUCAUCUCACCCCUUGGGUGGUAUCCCGGGAACAACAUCGGACAUCUCAGUCCAGAAAUGUGCAGUGCUGGGAACAGCAAGGAUACUGCGCAGAACCCUCAAGCUUCCUGGCCUCCGGUAGAGGACCCGAGCUGAAUGAGGGACAGACAGCACCCGAGGGUGGGUGAGAGGAGGAUUUUUUUUUUUUUUUUAAUAUAUACAGUCCCUGAUUGACUAUUGUGUUCUUGAGAUACAGCACAAACAUUGCUGAUUACUUCAGCGUUCAUCCUUUCCCUAUGGAAUACAAUGUUAACAGAGUGGUGGCUUGCUG
Hippocampus zosterae (dwarf seahorse) is the source of this 2850-nucleotide messenger RNA. RefSeq lists its product as uncharacterized. The record is from RefSeq and is a predicted model, not a curated record. The transcript is spliced from 2 exons. NCBI's taxonomy places the organism in Eukaryota, Metazoa, Chordata, Actinopteri, Syngnathiformes, Syngnathidae. The coding region runs from base 678 to 1661 and encodes 327 amino acids.